Messenger RNA from Mizuhopecten yessoensis (Yesso scallop), 1609 nucleotides. RefSeq lists its product as uncharacterized. The coding region runs from base 144 to 1244 and encodes 366 amino acids. Lineage: Eukaryota; Metazoa; Mollusca; Bivalvia; Pectinida; Pectinidae. The transcript has 5 exons. The record is from RefSeq and is a predicted model, not a curated record.
AAUUGUUUACAUUGGAAUCGAUAUUCAGGUCGUUGCCAACCACCGUGCUUUGAUACUGGAACAGUGAAUUUAAUCGCAUCAGAUAAAACUGAAAGCCGAUUUAUAAUUAAGUGUCGGAACCAAAGUUUAGAGGGAAAUUCAAGAUGUAUACAACGAGAAUGCGAACCCACCCGGCACUACAAUCAGGGUCGUUUAUGUUGGAUAGAGAAAUUAGGGAAAUUAUUGAAAGUGGACAAUAUUAUUACACGGCUGAAAUUGCCACAGAACUCAAUAAUAUCAGCAAUGCCUUAGAACAUAUCCUGUUGGAUAGUAACUUCCUAACAACUUCUCCAGACUGGGGUCGUAACCUCGAUCAUGAGGAGGCUAGCGGUGCAGGUGCCAUACUCACUAAGCUAGCUGGGUUUUUAAAUCAAUAUAAAUCUGUAAUGGCUAACAGGGCAAUAGAAACAGCUCAGGAGACCAACAUUCGGCAAAACCACCACUGGGCAAUGGAGCAUCUCAUAGCUCUACAACAGGAAUUAGGUCCAUACACAGUGAGUGCUGCUGACCGUGUGAAACAGUUUGGUGACCAGGUUGGAGUGACUGACAGGUACACAGGCUACAGAAAUAAUCUGACCCGUGGCUCCAGGCAGCCCUGCCACAUGUCUACAAGCUGGAUGGACCAAAGUGCACCACAAGGAUACCUGGAUACACAGCGCCCAAGCACAGCAGGUUACUUCACUCCAAGACAAAUAACCAGUAUGGUGCCUCCCCGUGUGAAAUCAGCAGCUCUACGGACACGUGUCCAGUUUGCACAAGAUAAUGGACCACCAAAGCUCACCACACGAGGAUACCGUACAAUUGACACACUCUACCCAUUUAGUAACAACGCCUAUCAAGACCAAUCAUCUUCCUACAGCCAGAAACUGCUGGAACUCAAGGCUCAGAACGCAUACAACGCCAAUUCCUCCGGUCUACAGCGUUCAAAGAUGACAUCUCCUCACAGCAUGCAGACACUCUCAGUACAGGAGCAAGCGGGCAUCAACACAACAUUCCCUGGCAGGACAGAGUACAUGACCAAAUAUGGGCGUCCUCCAAUGGAUAUACCUACCAGUCCCUUCAACAUCAACCCUACCCCAGACUUCACCCUGCACCAGCGACCCCUAGGUCAGACCACCUACGACCCUAGCAACACAGAAUACCAAGUGCGAUAUGACUGGCCAGACAGUGAAAAAAUUGUGAGGAUGCCGUGGUUGAGAAAAUGAAUAUGGUGCAUUUAAGAAACUUUCACCAGACUUUGUUUUAACUUUUAGAAUGGACCUCACAUGAAAUCAUGAAAUAAAGAUCAAAUUCAGGCAAAUUGUGCACUGAAUAGUAUGGCACACUCUAAAUAGGAUGCAGGGGUGUUAGCUGAAUUUCCCACAAUUACCAAAAAUUAUAUGGUAUUAAACUUUUUUAUUUCUAAUAUUUAUAUAGAUAUCUGUUGAUGUAUAGAGACAAUUUAACAAUUUUUCUCUCUUUAUAUUUUAUCAUUUGCAUAUCUGUGAUAGUUAGCCAGUCUCAUACCUGUUCCACAUGGUAAGGGUCAUUUACAUAUCCUCAUGUUCAAUAAAGAUGUUUUAAAAAUGUC